AUGGGUUCUGAAGGAUCAAGCGUCGUUGUACUGGUGGAGUGUUUGUGUUGGAUUUUUGCUUUUAGGUUUGCAAUUGUGCCUAGGAACUUCAGACUACUAGAGGAGCUCGAGAGAGGGGAAAAGGGGAUCGGAGAUGGGACUGUCAGUUAUGGAAUGGAUGAUGCCGAUGAUAUCUUCAUGCAGUCAUGGACAGGAACUAUAAUUGGUCCCGCCAAUACUGUUCAUGAAGGGCGUAUCUACCAGUUAAAAUUGUUUUGUGGCAAGGAUUAUCCAGAUAAUCCACCAAGUGUGAGGUUCCAAACUCGGAUAAACAUGACCUGUGUCAAUCCUGAAAGUGGAGUGGUUGAGCCUAGUCUAUUCCCUAUGCUUGCUAAUUGGCAGAGGGAGCAUACAAUGGAGGAUAUAUUGACCCAGUUGAAAAAAGAAAUGAUUGCUCCACAGAACAGGAAGCUCGCUCAGCCUCCUGAAGGAAACGAAGAGGCAAGGUUGGAAAAGGGGCUAGUUCUGAAGUGUUGUAUUCUCAAUGCUGACCAGCUGAGCCUUAUUGACGAUUUUAAGAAAAUCCGAGAGGAAAUGGUUCAGGUUGUGGUCGUGGAUAGUGAGGACGGGUUUCAAUUGGUGAAUGGGAGGAAGCUUAAGAAGUUAAUGAAGAAAGCCAUGAAUGAUGACUCAGUGAGUUGCAUUGUUCGUGACUCAGGAGUUAAAGUGACAGAUAACAAGAAGGGGAGUUUAGGAAAUAAAGCUAAGGUUAUUCAAUUUAGUUGGUGGGUUUGUGGUUGCGCAUUCAGAGGACUAUUCAGAGGCAAGUUAACUGAGCUUUGA
Molecule: messenger RNA, 822 nt
Organism: Dovyalis caffra
Lineage: Eukaryota; Viridiplantae; Streptophyta; Magnoliopsida; Malpighiales; Salicaceae
Source: the annotation of a GenBank genome assembly